AUGGAAUUUUCACCAGAUGAUAAUUCAUAUCAAAUGAAUCCAGUUCAUUUUGAAAGCAAUGAGGAUUGUAACUUUCGAGAUAUGUAUGCAACCUCGUGUGCCAUAACCAAUAGCAAGUAUUUGGUUAUUAUUCAUGUGAAUAGAUGUAACAUGAAGAGUGAAACAUAUCAGGAAUUCUUCACUUCUGAUGAGGUGAGGUGGAUGCUUGUGGAUUUGAACUCAUACAGUGUGAAAAGAGUUUAUCCAAUUGUUUAUAAUAUUGAAAAGUUAAAGAUGCUACAAAUUUCCUCUGAUGGUUUCCAAAGAGUUGAAAAAAGACCACGGACAACCCAACUUUAUUUGCAAGAUGGUGAUUUGAAUGGUGGACGUACCGAUUCUUCCUUAAUUAAUCGUACCUCUAUUUCUCAAAUCCGAAUCAAUGAUGGAUUUGAACCAGAAUUUUCACACCUAUUUGCAUUCAGACCAUUUCAACAUAAUCCUGAACUAUUUCAAGUCCACCUAUCAGUUUCCUUAAAUACACUUCAUUCCUCAUAUAGCGACACUAAGAUUAAUAAGAAAAAGUAUGGACACUUCUUUAGAUUUUAUUUCAAGUUUUCUAAUGAAGCCACUUGCAUCUUGGAAAGGUUAUUGAAAUUUGUAAGAGAAGGUCACUUUUCAGAUGUCUCAAUAUCAAUCAAGGAGUGA
Molecule: messenger RNA, 684 nt
Organism: Naegleria gruberi
Lineage: Eukaryota; Heterolobosea; Eutetramitea; Acrasida; Naegleriidae
Exons: 1
Coding region: 1-684 (227 amino acids)
Source: RefSeq, a predicted model, not a curated record